Messenger RNA from Microdochium trichocladiopsis, 7677 nucleotides. RefSeq lists its product as uncharacterized. The record is from RefSeq and is a predicted model, not a curated record. Lineage: Eukaryota; Fungi; Ascomycota; Sordariomycetes; Xylariales; Microdochiaceae. The coding region runs from base 1 to 7677 and encodes 2558 amino acids. Gene Ontology annotation, molecular function: protein binding. The transcript has 6 exons.
AUGCCUUCGAACCUACCGUCGAGCUUUGCCUCCGCGGCCGCAGGCCAAAAUGCUGGUCGUGAGAACAAGCAUGGCGCCAGAGGUGAUGGACGUGGAAGCAACAGUGGAGAGUGGUCCCGCCCGGGGCGGUCCACCAACGGCACUCUCACAUUCCGCCGAACUUCUACGACCCCGUCCACCCAGAACCAACAGCUGCAGUCGUCUGAUAUCAUGACUGCAUCUGGAGACUCUGCAGUCAUUUCCGCCAUGGCUGCAGGCUCGUCAGGCACUGGUAGCAUGAGGUAUUCAAGAGAAGACCUUCUCGACAUCACUGCCAAUAUUCCUCAAGUAUCGUCCUUAUUUGCCCCGGGCUGGCAACCCGGCCAGCUCAACGGUUCUGCGGGGCGAGGCUGGGGCAAGACUGCGGAAAGCCAUCCCGCGCCACAGGAGCCUGAUGUUUGUUGGGACAACAGUGGUUCUGUGAGACCCGUGGCCGCGGCUGGUAUGACGUCUGAAGAGAAAGAGCUUUUCUCAUCCGACGUUAACUCUGUAUUGAAGCCGCCAGUGCAGAACAAGGAUGGUAAUCAUCCUGGAGGGGGGCAAAACGGGCGUAAAACUUCCGUUUCGCAAGGCGGUACCAACAAUUUUGGGAUUGCUUCGCCUUCAUCGUCACGCCCUGGGACUCGCCGGCGCGAGACGACCGAUACCAACCCUUACUCUGGUGGCGGUGGAUUGGUCUCGCCCACGUCUGCGACACGACCGAGCCGGGAUGAUUGGAGUUUUGCACGUCGAACCACAGACCUUAGGGAGUCGACCUUUGACGAAGCGGCGGCCGAGGGACCCCAGGAUACCGGCAACAAGCCCAACCCCUUUGGCAGUCUCUUGCGACAGAACACGACACCCGCGCUCGGUAAUGCGGCAUCUCAGUCCCCAUGGGGUCCGACACAGCCGAGCCAAGCGAGCAACGUGCCGUCUUUGUCUGGUAUUGGAAGCUUUGGCAACUUCGCGAUCCCUAGCUCCGCGAUCGGCGACAAGCGCCCCUCGAACACGCGUGGGGAAAGCCGAUUGGCACACUUGAUUCCAAAGGAUAACAACACGGACAAUGCUGGGACCAAGCAAAAUGAGUCUGGUGGGGUUGGAGCUCCUGAUCUAGGGCGAUCAUGGCGUGCUCGGCCCAGGACGGACACCGAUCCGUUUGGUACGGACGAAAACUUGUCCGGCAGUGCUGUGCUCGGCGGCGCGCAGGACACCAGCCCCCCGCCUGUGGGCACAAUGAGAAGCCAAGUCUAUGACACUCCCGUCAAGGGUUCAGCGGGUGACUUUGGCAUGUCUGGCCUCAACUUGGGGUCUCACGGCGAUCAGGAUAAUGCGCCCCUCAGUCCCUCGGAAACGAAUCCGUUCCGGAGUCCUCACGGUGACCGUGGCGAGCACGACGACACGAACGACAAGCCACAAAGUUUUGCUGCGCUCCCGGAGCAUCUGCAAGGAUUCGGCCACCGGCCCUUUGGCCAAGGUGGCUUCGAUGGCAGCGACCGCAGCCAGACCUCUAGCGUUGGAGCGAAGGCGUAUCCUCCGCUCGGCAAUCUCACUGCUUGGCCGUCCUCCGGAACGCCUGAUCGCGAACGCGGCGGGGCUUUCCCAGGAUUUGGUGGAUCGCUGUUUGGCACCGUUGGAGAUAUCCAGUCACCGAGCCUGGGCAACCUGGGCAGUGUCUUCGGGCCCGCCAGCUCUACUGGACUUGCUGGCUCUGGUUCUAUCAGCAGAGGCAGCAAGCUUGGAUCUCUGUUCCCACCUGCUAUGCAGGCACAGAUGCAGUCGCAGGAUCACGACAGCCUCAGUGACUCUAUCCCCGACCUUCGCCAUGCCAACCCCCUUGGAGCAAUUGGCCGCAAUCCCAUCGGCGAUCAUCGUGAGACCGAAAGCCCACUCCGUACAAACCGGGGCAUUUUUGCCGACAUGUUCAGUCCUCCAGAGGGCACGAGAACGCCUUCGUCCGAUCCCCUUCUCGGUGGCCUCCCGUCCACCUCACAGACGUUCACUCCAACGUCCGGGGCCCCACCAUUCGCCGCACCUCCUUCAAGCGAUCCGCCUUCAGCCCAAGCCAGGACCAUGGUCAUGCCGGAUCGCAUGCGCUGGGUCUAUCUCGAUCCUCAAGGGCAACAGCAAGGUCCCUUUACUGGCCUCGAGAUGAAUGACUGGUACAAGGCGCAAUUCUUCACGCCCAACUUGCGGGUCAAAAAGCUGGAAGAUCCGGAAUUUGAGCCUCUUGGACAACUCAUUCGCCGUAUUGGUAACUCGCGCGAGCCUUUCCUCGUCCCGCAGAUUGGCAUACCCCAUGGUCCUCCUACCCAGAGUGGGCCCUUCUCGCCAGGUGCAGGAGGUGUCAUCCAGCCUCCUUUGGUGGGCGCCUUCCCAAGCUUCGGCCGCACUCUGACUGCUGAAGAGCAGAACAAUCUUGAGCGUCGCAAACAAGAAGAGCAAUACCUUAUGGCACGGCAGCGCGAGUUCCUGUCUAAUCAGCAGUCUAUGUCGCGGGUCCAGAUGCAGAGUGUCCCUGGCCUACAGCAUCACUCUAGUGCCCACAGCCUGCAAAGCCAACCCAGCUUUGGAAGCAUCACAUCGCCUGGCGGAUUACAUCCCCAAGCCCCAAUUGGAGCUAUAGGUUCUAGUUCUUUUUUUGGGGAGCAGGGGGCGCCCCAAGCCGCCGCGUCAUCUAGCUCUGGCCCAAACUUCGGAAUGUUCAGAGAGGAGGACUUGGCUCGGUUGUCUGAUCAGGAUCGCCAGAUGCUUACAAGUCUCCAGGGACCCGGCAAUGCGAGUGGUCAACAGCCGAUCGGCGCGCCCCCUGCUGAUGUCGGUGUUCGUGGGCAACUCCCUGGUACCGAUGACCUUGUAGAGGAUGAGGAAGGUUUCCGUGGUCGUCUGCAGGAGUUUGAGCAACUCAGAGCUGAGCGUGAUGCUCAGCAGGCUUCCCACGAACAGUUUGGCAACGCAACGGAUUCGCUCAACUCGCACGACGUCGAGGAGAGCGGCGCAAACAACGAGGCGCACUCUGCUCCGGAGACUGACGAAGCCACUCAGCAACAUGAUGACCAGCGUAAUGAAGCGACUGAGGCUGCCCAGAGACAGUAUCAGCAGGCCCAGGCCGCCACAGUUGCUGCCAAACUCAGCGGUCUUCCAAUGCCGUUCCCGCCACCGCAAUCUGGCUCUCCCUUGCCUGCUCCGGCGCCCCAAAGAGUUAAGUCAAAUCUGCCCGAGCAGUACGCCACUGGCUCGCGCUCUGCGACACCCGAUGUUGCUCCCUCUUCUGCUACGACACAGGCUCCCUCUCUGGCUCCCUGGGCCAAGGACAACGGCACAGAGUCGCACAAGGGCCCCAGCCUGAAGGACAUCCAGGCAGCCGAAGCUGCCAAGGCGGCCAAGGCUGAGGAGCAAGCGAUACUCGCAAGGCAGGCAGUGCUCAAGCAAGAAGCUGCACGUGAGCGUGAGAAGGCUGCUGCAGUGGCCCCUGGCUUGCCAACAACUAGCACUUGGGGCACCGCCUCUCCCCUGAGCGCUGGGCCCACCGGUAGUCCGUGGGCGAAGCCCACUACUGUCAAGGGUCCCGCUGCCGGAGCCUCGGUCGCUUCUCCUGCCGCGGAUAAGAAGAAGACUCUUGCGGAGAUCCAGCGUGAAGAGGAAGCUCGCAAGCUUCGGGCAGAGAAGGCCGCAGCCGCGACCCAAGUUGCCACUGCGGCAGCGGCUGGCAAGCGCUAUGCGGAUCUAGCCAGCAAGCCCAACGCGAUUCCUCUUGCUGCAAAUGCGGUGGCAGCGGCUGCUGCCAAUGUUGUCCCGGCUGGAUGGGCCACGGUUGGCGCGAAUGGAAAAGCCAAGGUGCCUGUCGCGCCUGCUGCCCAGCCACGGGCAGUGAGCACUGGUAUUGCCAAGCCAGCCGUGGCCGCGCCUCCUAAGCCGACCUUGAAGUCAAACACUUCAUCCCUAGGUAGCGCUCGCUCUGAAGCCGCUGAAGAAUUCAACAAGUGGCUCGUUGGGCAGUGCAAGCGUGGGAUCACUGGUGUUGAUGCUCAAGUCUUUGCCGGCAUCCUGGCAGAGCUCCCACUCGACGCAGCUCUGAUUGCCGACGCCGUGUACGCCAACUCGCAGACGAUCGAUGGUCGCUGGUUUGCGCAGGAAUUCAUCCGCCGCAAGAAGUUGGCGGACAAGGGUGUUGUCGAGAAGCAGCCGACAAACAGCCCAGAUGCCCAGUCUGGUACCGGCUGGAGCGAGGUGGCGAAGAAGAGCAGCCACAAGGAGGUCACCGAUGACAACUCGGCUGCCGUCACGUCUGCUCCGGGAUUCAAAGUGGUCCCCGCUCUUGCCAUGGCUCGCCCAAUGUCUGGGAACCGUCUGGACAAGUGUGGUGAAUUAGCCAGGGCUGUUCUGUCAGAUUUGUACGUGUACAAUCACGCCGUCCUCCAGCAGAAGAUAUCAGGUACGAGCCCGGUCAGCAUGGCUGCCGCACCGGCUCCCGGCGGCAAGCAGUCGCCUUUGGACAUCCAGAAUAUCGAGAGGUCCCUCGAAGGUGUAUCCUACACGGCACCACUACUCACAGAUGCCGGCAAGUCGCUAUCACGACAGUUUGUACGGCACGUGUUGGCGUCGGCUGCUGGUUCCUCCUCACCCGGACAGCCGCUUCACGAGGCACAGAAAAUUGGCCGGGAAGAGGCGAUCAGAGUCGGUCUGGCCGCCCUUGGUGCAUUCCUACAGGCGAACGUGACUGGUCCCGUGCUGGAGAAGAGCUCCACGAUCGAAGCCACUUUCGCGAACCUCUUCCGGGAAGCCAGGGCGGAGGAUUCCGGUGCCCCUAGUGACGGCAGCGACUCAUUCAUUGCCGUCUGCCUCCAUUGGCUUGACACCGAUGGCGUCUCGGUGUAUCAGUACAUUCCGCACAUUGAGCUCUUCGGUCUCGCAAGGUACAUCUUUACGUCUGGGGAGGUGCUCCCGCUGGAGAGUGUGGAUGUCUGGGCGGCAGGCGAGGAUGACGAUCUCGCGUCUCACUUGGCUUGGACGCGUUUCCGCGUCCACUUGUGGCACUAUAAGCUGCUCACGCAGCCAUCCCUGAGCGCUGGGUCGGUCUUCACAAAGAGCGGGCGGUGGACCGAUGUCGGCACGCUGCAAGAAAAGAUUGAGAGCAGCAUGCAGGAGGCGGAGAACUCGCUGGUCAGGACGACUGCAUCAACAGAGGAGGCGGAUGACGGUGCGGAGAGGGAGUAUUUGUGGUCCCAAGAGUCAAGGGUGCAGUUUUACCUGGAGAAGGCCAACUGCCACAUCAUGCUCGGCAAUGAUGUCAAGGCUCGUGAGGCUCUCAAGACUGCGACCGAAAUCAGCAAGUUUGCCUAUGUGCUUUCCGGUGCACUCGGCAAGAGGACAAGAUUCCAGGAGAACAAUAUCAGCCAGCUUGUUGUACUGGCGAAGAGUCGCGAGGCAGCUGGCUCUGACUCGGCGGUAGGCCAGCCUGCACCCGAGGCCUUGGCGUUGAAUGACGACACGUUGCUCGAACAGAUCAAGUUCAGCGGCGAUCAGCCAAUGCAUGCAGAUAGCAAUGCCUCGGAGUCCAUAAUCCCAUCCCAGCUUCGAGGCAUCACACCGGAGAACCAGCCAAAGCUACUACCUGAAGACCAGAUCAUACUACUGGCUGAGGCUACAAUACGGGACACCUUCUCUCCUGGAGAUUCUCUUACAGCAGAGGAGGUGCUUCCCUUUGCAGUCCGUGUCAUCGAAGACAAGUCGACAAACUGGCAGAUCUACACGCAAGCUCUGCUUGUCCGUUCUCGUAUAGAGCUGGCACGCAGCAGGACCGUCGAGCGUGGAGUGCUGCAGAUGCAGGCAGUCGUCGAUCAAGUUGUGGUCGACACCGAAGCUCCAGCGGCAACUCCAGAUUCGAAAUCACCGGAGGAUGCGCAAGCUUCAGGAGAGGAUGUUCCCGCAGUCAUAGUCACAUCCUCUGACGUUCAGGGGGGGGCCAAUUCGGUUAACAAACCAACAUCCUUCCUUCCUGCUGCUAAACCUACAGAGUCCGCCUCGUCACAGGAGCGGCUGCGUUUCGUCAACGCCCUGUCUUCCCCACCACGGUGGCAUCUUGAGUGCGAGCUGGCGUAUGCUUGGACGUCGGUGGGAUCUCUGGUGUCAGCCAUGGAGAUAUUCAAGAGGCUGCGGCUUUGGCCCGAGAUCGCCCUCUGUCUCGCAACGCAGGGCAAUCUGGACGACGAGGAUGGCCGUGGCAGCGGUGGCGAGGAGAAGGCUCGUGCACUGCUCCGGUGGCGGUUGUUCCGUCGUACGGGCAGUUCUGAUGCGGGCAAUUACAACGAGCAGGACGAUCGCCUGGAAGAUGUCAAGUUUGACAUCUCGACCUUGAGAGCGGCGGACUGGUAUGGACCUGCACGGUCGCCGCCGCCGCCGAAUGCGCCACGGCUUCUGUGCAUUCUGGGCGACAUUGAGAAUGACCCAUCGCAUUUCGAGCAAGCCUGGGAGAUUUCCAAGAAGCGGUAUGCGAGGGCGCAGAAGUCGCUUGGUGAGCUCUGCCUGCAGCGACAGGACUACAAAGGCGCCCUCGAGGCUUAUCGACUCGCUGUUCACGUCAACCGGGUAAGCAACGAACUCUGGAGCCGGGUUGGCGACCUUGAGCUGCGUCUUGGCAAUUUCCCCGAUGCGGCUGAGGCCUUCACACGUGCCAUCUCAACAGCCACCAACGCGACGGGCGGCGAUGAUGCUCGCACUUGGAGCAAUCUGGGCAGCGCCCUUCUCAGCUGGUACCGUGAGGUGGUCGCCGAGAACCGUGGUGACAAGGCAGCUGCUGUGCUCGCAAACGGAGACAGUGAUGACGAGAAUGAUGUCGAUGGCGAGAACGGUCAGUCGAAUCAGCAAAAGCUGGACGCAGUCCUCGCAGACAAGCCCAGUACGCGUCGUGCCGCCGAGCUCGGCAAGCCCGCGUACAAGCUGCUUCAGGAGUCGCUGUCGGCGUUCAAACGCGGCGCAACGCUGGCUCACUCGAACUGGCGAAUCUGGGACAACGUCGUGACGUUGGCGGCGAGCAUCGUACCGAAGCCAAACUUGGACGACGUGAUCCUCGGCGUCAGGAAUGUGCUGCAGAUUCGCAAGACGGAGGAAGCGCUGGACAUGAGCAUCCUGACGCUCCUGCUGCGCGAAAUCACAAGCAACACGCCUCCAGCCCCGACUGAUGAUGCCACACCAUACACGCCGGCUCGCGGAACCAUUGAGCACAAGGUGGUCAGUCUUUUCGAGGACAAUAUUGUACCCUUGCUGACCACCCGCGCCGAGAUCUGGUCGCUUAUCAGCCGCCUGCGGGCCUGGAAGCGGGAUUAUGCGGGAGCCAUGGACGCGUCGGAGAAGUCGUGGCGGGCGGCGAUUGGCGGCGUCGGGAUGGGCGCGUCGUUGUCUGCGGCUACCACGGCGCCCGGAGAUGCCAACAAGGGUAACUGGCUGACGGAUGCGGAGCAGUGGGAUGCCGUGGUCACAAGGACCGAGGAGUUGGUCGCUGCUUAUGAGAACUACGGGUCUAGGACCGAGGAAAUUGGUCCUAGAUGGAAGGGCAAGGCCCGCAGCGCCGUGAGGAGUGUCAUGGGCAAGGCGAGAGAAAAUUGGGAGGGGAACGAGCGGUGGAAGGUACUAGAGGGUUUGAUGGAGGAGUUGAAGCUAUGA